CGGGAAGCUCCAGUCAACGAAUACCGCACCGCCCGCGUGGCCGAAUUGCUUUCCGACUUUCGCACUCUUCAGUAUUACAUUGCUGCUGCCCCGGUCAACCCUACCGACAUGGAUGACUACUACACGGAGGGAUGGGCAGCACUUCGCCAGUGCGCUCUUGAUGGCCAGCACAUUCUCAACUGCGCUGCCGACAUCACAGUCCCCCGCGCGAGUGGUGGUGCGGACGAGCAGGCCAAGGCCGAGCUUAAGCAAGUCCUCCUUGACGCCUACGCUCGCCGUCACGAAGGCCAAAAGAUCUAUCUCCGUCAGGCUGCUGUGCAGCGCUGGAUCGAAUGGCGGGAUCAGAUUCUUAUGGGUGGCAGGCCUCACUCUGGCAACCAGAGCCAACUCAGGGCCUGCGACCAACAACUGCGUGCUGAGCUCGCAAACAUCACCGACGAAGCCAUCUACUCGGAGCUUCAGGUCUCCGACAUGACCAUGGGCCGCUGGGUAGACGAAGACCCAAGCCUCCGCGCUGUGCAGCGGUGGGUUCGGACUCGGAGAGCUUAA
Molecule: messenger RNA, 549 nt
Organism: Podospora anserina S mat+
Lineage: Eukaryota; Fungi; Ascomycota; Sordariomycetes; Sordariales; Podosporaceae
Exons: 3
Source: RefSeq, a predicted model, not a curated record